UGUCGCAACACAAUAUAGGGAUAUGGAGUUCUAUUGUGGAUCAUACCUUGUUUCGUCGAGCUGUUCUUGAUUGGAUUCGCGUUUUGUAGAUGGAGGGACUAAAGCAAGGCCUUUUUUCGCUUUCGAAAGAUAAAGAGCCGACUUCUUCCAUCAGUUCUUCCAAAAGAGAUUUCGCCGGCCCAACUUCCUCCGCCGACCAGUCUGGCGUUUUGAUCACCAGAGCUCCCAGGCAAGUAGUUUCACUGUGGACAUGUACAAAACUUUGUGCCUUUGGCUUUGCUGUUGGUGUUAUUGUUGGUUUCACACUGAAGCAACGUCUUAGACGAUGGGCUGCUAAAAUUCUCAAGCGACUGAAGGAUGAUUGAAGGCGCUAAUUGGUUACUUUCAUUAUGUUGUUAUUGUCCUCUUCAUCAAAAAACUCAUUCGUUGCUUGUUGGAUAGGCUGUUGGUUUAGAAUUUACUUUUUCAGUUACACAAAUUACCUAGAAGAAACCUCUUUGUGUGGGAUCUGCUUCUGGUGAGAUAUAUGAUAUAUCAAGCCAUUACUUAUGGUUUUUGAAA
Molecule: messenger RNA, 561 nt
Organism: Telopea speciosissima
Lineage: Eukaryota; Viridiplantae; Streptophyta; Magnoliopsida; Proteales; Proteaceae
Exons: 2
Coding region: 90-365 (91 amino acids)
Source: RefSeq, a predicted model, not a curated record